This is a messenger RNA of Mugil cephalus (flathead mullet), 1807 nucleotides long. RefSeq names its product borealin-like. Lineage: Eukaryota; Metazoa; Chordata; Actinopteri; Mugiliformes; Mugilidae. Bases 117 to 938 code for a protein of 273 amino acids. Gene Ontology annotation, cellular component: chromosome passenger complex; spindle midzone; chromosome, centromeric region. Gene Ontology annotation, biological process: mitotic sister chromatid segregation. The transcript has 11 exons. The record is from RefSeq and is a predicted model, not a curated record.
CGUGCUUUCUGAUUGGCUGACACAAGAAGUUGGCCCCUCCCCGCGCGGAAAUUUGAAAACACGUCUGUGCCACUUCAGGAAGGGAAACCGGCAAGAGGAGAGAGAAAAUCACAAACAUGGCUCCCAGGAAAAAGACCAACAAACAAGCGAAGAAGAACCCAAAGACGGAAAAGCUCGAAGCUUUUUUGGAGGAUUUUGACAGCGAGGUGAAGACCAGAGUGGAACAUCUUAAAGAGCAAAUGUACCAGCUGCUAAAAGAUGUUGACAACAGCUACAACAUGGCAAUUAUUACGCUCCCCUUGGCCGUAAGGCAAAUGUCCUGGUUGGAGAAUUGCAAGUCUGAGAAACUAAAGUCACCACAAAAGGAUGAAGCAAAGAGAGAAGAGGGAGCUACUGCUGCUGAAGGUGUUGUGGCUGCAGCUCUUCUGAAAACAGCUAAAACGUCAAAGAAGAACGUCGAGGCCAAAUCUGGUUCAGAAGAUGAAACCACCUCGAGCGCAACUAGCAGGGGGAAAAUUACCAAAAAGCCUCCCUCGAAAAGAGCAAAGGCGCUGGCAGCAGGCAAGCAGAGCACCGCCAGGAGACGAUCAUCCAGGAAGCCCCUGAUCACUCCUGCUAGAAGCAUGUUGGAGUCUUCUCUGAUGAUGGGACGAACUCCUCUUGUCACCCCGCGCUUUGAUCCAAGGCUUCCUCAGACCCCCGCCGUGAGAGUUCCCCGCCACAAAGAGAGGGUCUACAGCAUCUCAGUCAACGGCUCUCCCAUCGCGGCGGGAAACGAGGAUAUCGUCAUCAACGUUCCCAUCAGCAACGGAGAGAGCAUUCAGCUCCUGGCCAGUCAGAUGGACUCGGUGGACCUGUCUCUGCUGGAUGAAACCGCCCUGAAGAGCAUUCGGCUGCUGCAGAAUCGCCUCGCUACGUUGUGCGGCACAGCCGAGUGAACUGAGUUCAAUGCAUUUAGAAGAAAAAAAAGUUAAAGCUUGUGAUAGGGUAUUUAUUUUUUAUUAUUUUUUUAUUAUUGGGGGGGAGUUUUUAUAUCAUGCUGUAUCUUUUGAGUAGUGUGUCUUUUUUACAGUCAGGUCUGGAAAUGAUUGGACAGUGUUAAAUAACAUGAAUUGUGUCCAGAUAUGAAAUUGUAGUAUUUUUAAAACUGUAAUUUUGCUACUUUUACUUGAUCACAACUGUUUGGUUGCUUGGGAUGGUUUUGCAGGAAGCCCUCACCUCAUAGUAGCAAGUCAAAUUUGUACAAUCAGGGCUUAAAAGACGCCACUUUCAUCUCCCUCCACGUCAGCGAACCGUUCUGUGUGGUUAUGAGGGGAGGAGAGGACGUGAGCGAUUCAGCGGGUGUUUCCAUUAAAUGAAGAGAAUGCAGAUGAACCCGUAUUUUAACUCUGAAUUGCACAGUUUCUACUUUAAGCUGAGACGUUUUAACUUUAUUUAUGUGUUCAGUUUUUCUUUGUAUGACACGUAUAGAUAAAACUGCCUUGUUUCUCUCUUUAUUAGUGUUUGGUCAGUAUUGAUUGUGAGCUGGACUCCACCCAGUUGAUCACAACUGUCAGAUAUAAACUACUGAUGUCAUUCUUUUAUUAUUCUUUUUACACAUUUGUAACAUUAAGCACCUUAUUUCACCUUUUCAUUUUUUAUGGAUAUAUUCUUUUUUUUUUUUUGCAUAUUGACUUAAAACCAAAACUUUUUUUUUUAAGUAGUGGUGUCAGAUGUUUAAAGCAUCGAUUUUAGUUGUGUCAAGCCAGAUGUAACAUGACACAAUUCUGGUCUGAAUACUGAUAAACUGAUUUGCCAACACCUCUAA